AUGGCGACCGACGUGAAAUCACCCUUGGUCGACUACGGGCCCACCGCCCACACAAAUCCCAACAUUUUCAAGCUCGAAAUCAAGGCGAAG
Mesorhabditis spiculigera is the source of this 90-nucleotide messenger RNA. NCBI's taxonomy places the organism in Eukaryota, Metazoa, Nematoda, Chromadorea, Rhabditida, Rhabditidae. The record is from the annotation of a GenBank genome assembly.